AUGGACAUCGUGCGGAACGGGUCCCGAGCAGGGGAGGCGCGUACGCCCAUGUCUCGCGAGAAAAAGGCCUUGCUGAAAGACCAGCUGGAGCUGGUGAAGUACAAGUCCGGGGAUGGACGUUCCCGGUACACCAUCAAGCCGCGCGAGGGCCUGCUGAGCUUCGAAAAGGGGUCCUUCAUGGUGGUGCGGGCCAUCCAGCUGCUCUGCUCCCAGAACCGAGACACCAUCCUGGUGGGCCUUGCGGGCCCCUCCGGGUCCGGCAAGACCGCCUUCUCAGCCAAGAUCCAGUCCUUCAUACCGGACAGCGUGGUGCUGAGCAUGGACAUGUACAACGACGGGAGCAAGGUCAUCGACGGCAACUUUGAUGACCCCCGCAUCACCGACUUCGACACCCUGAUCCAGAACAUCACCGACCUGCGUGCCGGCCGCGCAGCGGAGGUCCCCAUCUACGACUUCAAGGAGAGCCGGCGCGUGGGAACGCGGCGCGUGGAGGUCACCUCCUCCCGCGUGGUCAUCCUGGAGGGCAUCUACGCGCUGAGCCAGCGCCUGCGCCCCAUGCUGGACCUCCGCGUCUCCAUCACCGGCGGCGUGCACUUCGACCUGGUCAAGCGCGUCCUGCGCGACAUCAACCGCUCGGGGCAGGCGGCGGAGGACAUCAUCCAGCAGGUCUCCGAGACGGUGUACCCCAUGUACAAGGCCUUCAUAGAGCCCGACCUGCAAGCCGCCCACCUGCGCAUCCACAACCGCUUCAACCCCUUCUCCGGGUUCAUGAGUCCUACCUACAUCCUCAAGUCGGCCAGCGCAGUGACCGAGGAGCAGGUGCUGGCCGUGCUGGCCGAGGGCGGCGACGGCGCGGCUGCGGUGAAGCAGGACACGACGGAGAGCUACGACAUCUACCUCCUCCCGCCCAACGAGGACGCGGAGUCGUGCGCCAGCUGGCUGCGCAUGCGGUACCGCGAUGGGCGCUACUCCCUCAUGUUUGAGGAGUGGGUGGUGGACGGCAGCGUCAUCAUCUCCCCCAGGGUCACGUUCGAGGUGCCCGUCCGCAUCCUGGGCGGCCUCAUGGCGUUGGGGUACGAUGUCGGCACCAUCAUGCGCCGAACCAGCCGCACCUUCUCCAACGACAGGGUGACCAUCAAGCUGGAUGCCAUCGAGGGCAUGGACCGCAGCUUUGUGCAGGUGCAAAGCAAGGAGAGGGAGGCCACGACGCGCCUCGGCGCGGCGCUGGGCCUGGAGGGCACCUACAUCCCGCACUCCUACAUCGAGCUGGUGCAGAUCGAGAACCUGACCACCUCCUUCCAGACCGUGACCGAGGACCUGAAGCGCCGGUUCAAGGUUUCCGGGGAGCCCCUGGACGGCCCGGGCCUGCUGGGCAGCAGCUUCUCCCACGGCAGCAGCCCGCUGGCCUCCGGCUCCUUCCGCCGCACCCUGGGGUUCGAGCUGUCGGGGUGCGGGGGCGGCAGCGGCACCACGCCCUUCAGCACCUCGGCCCCCGUGGCCGCCAGCCGCCUGCACAUGUCGCCCGGCAGCGUGGGCCAGGAGCGGGUGGGGUCCCGGCCCGAGGGCCUGCUGAGUCAGCACAUGGGCGCGGCCGGGUCGGCGCACGGCUCCAAGCGCGGCGGGCGGGAGGUGGAGGACACCGCCUCCUCCAGCAGUGGCGUCGGGAGCCAGAGCGAGGGCGAGGGCGGACGGGGCGGGGGCGCGCGGCUGGCUUCGCUGCUGGACAGCCAACUGCUGCUGGGCAGGCAGCUGGAGGAAGUUGCCCUGCAGCUGCGCCUCCUGCGCGAGGCCGGCGGCCGGAGGGAGCUCGGGGGCAUGGCGGGGGCUGCGCUCGACGGCGCUGCCGGGGCCUCACAUCCCCUUCCCGCGCCCCUGACUGCCCUCCUGCCGGGCGCCCUCCCGCCGGGCAUCCUCCCUGGCGUCUUUGGCACGGCAGCCGCUGGCGCGGCGGUGGGCUCCGCGCUCGCCCUGUGGGCGUGCCGCGGACUCGCCCACCAGCGCUGA
Molecule: messenger RNA, 2004 nt
Organism: Auxenochlorella protothecoides
Lineage: Eukaryota; Viridiplantae; Chlorophyta; Trebouxiophyceae; Chlorellales; Chlorellaceae
Product: Uridine-cytidine kinase C
Exons: 8
Coding region: 1-2004 (667 amino acids)
Cellular component (GO): cytoplasm
Molecular function (GO): ATP binding; kinase activity
Source: RefSeq, a predicted model, not a curated record